AUCUGCAUAUUCGGUUUACCGUGAAGGCAACCUCUCCGGAGAGUCGCGCACCACUGUGACGUAGGACGUAAAUGCGUACGACGUAACGCACGUUUGUGUCCAGGAGGGCAGUUGGAACUUUGAAGAGGGUACUGUGAUACUCACGCGCCGCGCAUCAUGUAUCGAUCCAAGCCCACCCUGAAGGACCGACAGCACCUGUACAAGCUCAUCAUAAGCCAGCUGCUCUACGACGGAUACACCAACAUCGCCAACAGCCUCAUCACUGAGGUCAAACCGCCGAACGUCGUGUCUCCGUCCGAGCAGCUCAUGCAGCUGGCAAAGACCGGGAUGGAGAACGAUGACGCUGCAGUCCAGUAUGCCAUCGGGCGAUCGGACACAGUGGCGCCCGGUGUGGGCAUUGAUAUGGAGUUUGACGCCGACGUCCAGUCCAUGUCCCCCGAGGCGUCCGAGUACGAGACCUGCUAUGUGACGUCUCACAAGGGCCCGUGCCGCGUCGCCUCGUACAGCCGCGACGGCCAGUUGAUCGCCACUGGCUCCGCCGACGCUUCCAUCAAGAUCCUGGACACCGAGCGCAUGCUGGCCAAGAGUGCUAUGCCUAUCGAAGUGAUGAUGAAUGAGACGGCGCAGCAGAACAUGGAGAAUCACCCCGUGAUCCGGACACUGUAUGACCACGUGGACGAGGUCACCUGCCUCGCCUUCCAUCCCACUGAACAGAUUCUAGCGUCCGGCUCAAGAGACUACACCCUCAAGCUGUUUGACUACUCCAAGCCCUCUGCGAAAAGAGCGUUUAAACAUAUACAGGAAGCCGAGAUGCUGCGUUCGAUCUCCUUCCACCCGUCAGGCGACUUCCUGCUGGUGGGCACGCAGCACCCCACCCUCCGCCUCUACGACGUUAACACCUUCCAGUGCUUUGUGUCCUGCAACCCGCUGGACCAGCACACCGACACCAUCAGCGGCGUCGGCUACAACCCCAGCGCCAACAGCUACGUCAGCUGCAGCAAGGACGGCAGCAUCAAGCUGUGGGACGGCGUCUCCAACCGGUGCGUAACCACCUUCGACAAGGCCCACGACGGCGCCGAGGUGUGCUCCGCCAUCUUCUCCAAGAACUCCAAGUACAUCCUGUCCAGCGGCAAAGACUCCGUGGUCAAACUGUGGGAGAUCUCCACGGGCCGGACGCUGGUCAAGUACACGGGAGCGGGGCUGAGCGGCCGCCAGAUGCACCGCACCCAGGGCGUGUUCAACCACACGGAGGACUACGUGCUGCUGCCGGACGAGCGCACCAUCAGCCUGUGCUGCUGGGACUCGCGCACGGCCGAGAGGAAGAACCUGCUGUCCCUGGGACACAACAACAUCGUCCGCUGCAUCGUCCAUUCGCCCACCAACCCCGGCUUCAUGACCUGCAGCGACGACUUCCGGGCCCGGUUCUGGUACCGCCGCACCACCACAGACUGAGGCGCGUGAACUCGCCACGUCAUCGCUGAUGCGCGGUGACUUUCUUUUUUUUUUAUUUUUUUUUUUUAAAUAUUUUCCCCCCGGUGGAACGAGAGUUGUUAAAGGGCGACUUCUAUAUUGUUUUAACAAUAAUUUUGGUUUCACUGGGGUUCUUCGCCUGGACGGGGAGUCCACAGGACCCGACCGGUUGGACACGUGUCCUGGUCAAAGGCGCGGCUGCUACGCGUUGGACGAGCGCGUCUAUCCACAGCGAAACCGCCCCCGUAAUUCAGUCCGAUUUUUGCAAUUUAACAGUUUAACCUGAACGGUGGGGUCUCGGCUCCUCUCUUGGAGAUGAAGACCUCAGAGACGUAACGUUUGCUGACUUGUGUCCACAUGCUGUUCUCACUAAUCCUCUGAGUCUGGCUGAUUGGACGACGAGAGGCGACACAACAGGUUACGGGGUGAAAAAUACUGAAGUUCCUCUUUAAGUAAAAGACUUUUUUUAAACUCCUCUCUGCCCGCACACUUCAACUCCUCACCGAUCCAUCUGCUGUGUGUUGUUGUUUUUCAUUGCCCACAGAGGUCAACUUUUCUACUUAGUCUGUGUUCUUUGUAAUUCCGUCACUUGUAUUAAAGAACUAAAAGGAA
Gasterosteus aculeatus aculeatus (three-spined stickleback) is the source of this 2082-nucleotide messenger RNA. RefSeq names its product cleavage stimulation factor, 3' pre-RNA, subunit 1 (gene cstf1). NCBI's taxonomy places the organism in Eukaryota, Metazoa, Chordata, Actinopteri, Perciformes, Gasterosteidae. Gene Ontology annotation, cellular component: mRNA cleavage stimulating factor complex. The record is from RefSeq and is a predicted model, not a curated record. Gene Ontology annotation, biological process: mRNA 3'-end processing. Gene Ontology annotation, molecular function: protein binding; RNA binding.